AUGUCCGCUGACUUCUCUAGGAUGGGCUAUGCAAAAACCAACAGUGUUCGUUAUGUUGGUGUCUUCCUGGGAUUAGCACCAUACAACGCAAGUAUCCCUGCCAUCUUCAGCUAUCAGCACAAUAACAUCGUGGGCCAAUCGAAGCGUGCCAUUGGUGCUGCUGUUAUGAUCGUUGGAGGUGGGAUUGGUGGCAUCAUCGCCAGCAAUGCCUUUCAACAGAAAGAUGCUCCUCAGUACCGGCCUGGCCUGGACACUGUCAUUGCUGUGCAAGUGUUGACGGUGGUCUUAGUUUGCAAAAAUUUCUUCAUUUUCACACGCGCAAACCACAAGGCUGACCGAGGUGAGAUCCUCAUCGAAGACAAGGAAGGGUUCAGAUACACUCUGUAG
Molecule: messenger RNA, 387 nt
Organism: Cladophialophora bantiana CBS 173.52
Lineage: Eukaryota; Fungi; Ascomycota; Eurotiomycetes; Chaetothyriales; Herpotrichiellaceae
Exons: 1
Coding region: 1-387 (128 amino acids)
Cellular component (GO): membrane
Molecular function (GO): transmembrane transporter activity
Source: RefSeq, a predicted model, not a curated record